UAUUAGUGCUUUGAUGUUUACGAUUGAACAACUAAUGAUUAAGUUCAGUAGAAAAUUGUGAUUCCAUGAACCGGUUUCCGAGCAGCUGCACUGUGUACAUGGUGGUAUAUACUGAGAUCGUGGUGAAAUAAAUUGUAAGGAUUUCUCCACGGGCAAUGAAGCAAGAAAACAUGGGCUAAAAUGAAACACAUUUUUGGUCGCAGACAUCAUGGUUGCCAUCCGGAGAGUAAAGCGCUUAAUCCAGUUUUCGAUUCUUGCUGCUGUUGUUGCCACGCUGCUUUUGAUUCUUCAAUGGAGAGAAAUAUCCGAUUCAGAAAAGUUCGAUUUGAAAAGGAGAGGUAAGUAAUUAAAAAUGUAAUGUUUAACACGCGUGACCAACUUCACAUCAGUCUUUUAAUGCUGUCAAUUGUUUUGAAUUUACUCCAUGGGUAAUCACCGUGAAAAUCUCCGAGUUAACGUGGGUAAACAUCGUCUCUCACAUCUAGGAGAACUCUUUGAUGGUGCAAAAGAAAAUGACAAUUUUGGAAGCUUUUUCGCCACGGUCGAGCGGGAAUUUAAAGUGAGUGAAGUACUGAUGCUAAACAGUGAUACAGUGUACUGCCUUUCCCAUAAUCUUAUAUUGUGUUGUGAAGUGCGCUUGAUAAGUGCUUUCUCAUGUUUAGUGUCCGUUUUUGUGCACUUAAACUUACAUUUUUGCAACAGGAAGUGAGUAAGCUCGUCAAUUUGAGUCUGACAGAUGCGUGCUCCGCAUCCUUUUACGAAACUGUCGACAUUCGAUUUCAAAGUUAUGCAAAACAUAUUUCUUUCACCAAAAAGAAGAGCUUAUAAUAUAGAUCUUGUUUAUUUUCAAUACUGCUUUUUUCGGCAAUACUUCACCUCUAAAAAUAAAAGGAGGAACAUUUUUCCUGAUAUAUUUGAGAUAUAUUAACAUUAAAUCGUGGCUCCUCAGCUAGUAUUUAGUUUUUUCAUUCGCAAGAAGUUUCACUCCAGUUAAGGUAUUUUGAAGUAUUAACCUUGGUAUAUGAGGAAUCCGUAUAUAACCUACACGAUUCUGUUUUUACUAGAGACGAGGGCGAUAAAAUAAAAGACUUUAUAGCAAGGACGUUUAAAUAUAUCGCGAGUAUGUAGUCAGGAAUCAAGGUUAUUUCCUAGAACGAUAUUGACUUUGUUGUCGGUAUUGUCCGACCCAUUUCCGGUCCUUUUGAUAUGGUCGUUAUGACUAAUAUAAUAGAAAAUUGAUUAGGCUUACCACUGCUACGGAAUGCAAAUUACUGCUAAUCACUUCUUUCCAUUAACAUUUACUGAAAAAUAUUUUUCCAAAGUUUUUGGGUUAUACGAAGCUGAAAGAUCAUUUAAAUCCAAGAUAAAGACAGAUAAGCUGCGGGCUUUGUCUAUUUUCUAUCUUUGCAAAGUACCCUCACCUGUACAAGUAAAAUUGCUUUUUGUUGUUUGGUAGGCAGAUUAUGCACAUAUAAAAUGGUUAAAUUAAAUUAGACAGACAGGUGCAGAGUCGCUUAUAUAAAUUAUUUUGCAGAAUUAUAUUUCUGAUCUUAAACUUCCAUAUAUAGCUUUUUUAAGCACUUUUGAUUUUACAGUUUUUGGAAAUUUACCCAAAUAAUUUAUUUUGUGAAAAAAUGAAAUAAUCAGCUUGUCAUGAGCAUGGGACAAAGAAAAAAAUCUGAGUCCCUGACACUCUCAAAAUGAUAUUAAGAAGAUUUCUUAUUCUAUAAAAAUAAAUAAGAAAUGAUUUAAAGCAAAAGUGACUCAAUUUCAUUUCAAUCUAAAAAUUAACAUUGUGGGUAAAGUUUAUAUUCAAGGUGAUUUUAUGAAUAAAUGCAAACUCUGCCUCUGCUUUUAGAAUUAUGAUCUCUGGAGAUAAACCAGGGUUCAUACAAAAACUUGCAACCAUUUUUCAAGGACUUUUCAAGGACUUUUCAAGGACCACAUUAGAUUUUCAAGGACAACCUACUAGGAAUAUAAUUUCAUAGAUUGUACAAAAAUGCAUAUUCCCAGUAUAUUCUAAUAAGACUUUAAGGCUUUAACUGUUUGCUUCACCAAAUUCUUUACAUUUUUCAUUUCACUUGUCUUAAACUGAUAGUUAAUUAUUGCAUAAAACAUGGAGCACUUUAUGUAAAUGACCUUUACAUUCACUGAGCUACGAUUUAUAUUCUGUCUUGGACAACCAAAAAGCAUCAAAAAAUUCUUUCCAGGCUACUACAUUCAAAGUUGAAGAAAAUUCAAGGUCUUUUCAAGGACUUGCACAGAAAUUUAAGGACUUUUCAAGGAAAAAUGGAAUUCAAGGACUUUUCAAGGACUUCCCCUAAAAUUCAAGGACUUUUCAAGACUGUGCGAACCCUGUAAACAGUACUGUAUCCAGUGCUAGUUACCACCUCCUUUAUUCCUUUAAGCCUUAAGAGUGAUCAGCAUCAAAUUUCUCCUUGUAAUAUCAAUUUUUUGUAAAACAGAGUGGUCGUGAGAAUUAUGGACAUGAUCACACAAGAUGAAUUUGCUUGAUAUUUUAUUAACUUCUUCCCACUACUUCUGUAGGAAAUGAAUAGGUGCAACAAAUGAGAAUUCAGAUUUUGAUCUUAGGGUUUAAAGGGUUAAUUAACUCACAUUGCUAACACACCAAUAACAGAUAAUGGUUUUUGAAGAUUAUUUAGCAUUAAAUUGAAUUUACCAGUAUCAAAAUCUCCAAGCAUGCUAAGCAUAGUCAAUUUCAUUGUGGAAAACUGACUAAACUCUUUCUUUACAGAAACAAUUCAACCAUCUUGUUGGAAGUAAAAAUGCUGCUGAUGACAAAGAUGACUGGAAAAGAGCAUUUAACAAGAAAGCUAAACACCAGGCAGAGCUUAACAACAAUUACUACAGUAUGUUACGAAUGAUUGAGUUUAAGAAAAAAGUAAUAGGCAAUUUUGCUAUUUAUGCCACUUGAAUCUUUGUUUAAUUGGAUAAAAAUCUCACCAACAUAAAGAAACCAUGUUGUUAAUGUAUGCAGGGGAUUUGUUUGUAAAUAUGAUGACAUUUGCCUCUCUUCAAAGAUAUCCAUCAUCUUCUUCACUGACCUGUAAGGGUGGGGGAGGGGGCACUCCCUUAUUUUUGUCCAAAAGAGUACAUGUAUGUGGCACUGUAAAGGAUGUGGUUUUAGGGAUCUUGAAUCACCACAGGGUGUACAAUUUCACUCUUCAGUGUCUUGAAUAGGGUGUCCACUUGUGUGGUACUAACACAUUUUUUUAAAAAAUUUGGUUACAUGGGUGUGUUGGGUGGGACUCGGGGAACCACACCCCCUUUUUCUGUAAUAUGUUUUCCCCCUCUCUGAAUUUUCUGGAUCUGCCCAUGAAGUAUGUGGUGUGGUAGUUUAAAAAAAUUCUUCAUCCUGUGAGAAAUGAAUCAGGGUCAUGAAAACAGGUCUCUUGUCUUAAACAGGGUAGCAAAAUGGUUUCCCUCUUAAAAGGGCAAUGUUUAAAGACCUUGGCAGCACCUACCCAAACAUGCUCCUAGAAAGGUCUCCAAAACAGUGUUUCAGUGCUUACCUCCUGAUAAAAAUGUUCCCUCAUUCCGACAACCCCAGCAGUAACAGUUUUUAUCAUCUAAUUCUGAUCCUAAGCAUACCGGUAAAUUUUUUUAAUUGCUUUUCAUAUGGUCCAGUUUCCUUUGUCGGUAGACCCCUUGGCAGAUAGUCAAACACAAAGGUGUGGCUAUCAUCUUGAUGCCAAAAUGUAAUUAUUGAGACCAUAAUGGUAGGCAUCUUGCUCACAAAAUGUUCCCAGCAACAGGGAGCAAUUAAGGGAAAUUGUAUUUAGCAUGCUAUGACCCUUCAGGCUACUCUUUAGAAAGGUGUUGCCAGCCUUUGAGUUUUCUGAACACUUGUUUAUAAGUCCUCCUUUAUAUUUAGGAACUCAUUUUCAUUCAUUUGGUGCUCAUUCACAGAAAAGAGGAAGACAGCCAAUGGAACAAAGAUGAAUCAUGUUGAAAACAGACAGCUCAUGCAAGUGUUCAAUGAAAGCCAAACACCUAACACUACCACCAAUGCUAGAACAAGAACCAAUGCUAGCAUAGAUGUAUCUUCAACUUUAUCAAAUGCAUCUAAAGGUCUGGACAAGAGCAAGCCAUUGCAGAAAAAUUCAGGGCCAAAACAUGCUGAUCAUCUUAUACAUGCUUCUCCUACAUGGAAGACCUUUACAUGGACAAAGAAAGUGAGUUGAUUAACCCUGUCUUAGUCUGUUUGGCAGUUGUAAAGGGUUGGAGUAACCUUUGUUAAGUAGGUGCCUGUUAUUUUUAAAACCCGGGGCUGCUACACAGAUGGUCAUAACCUUUUAUUUACUGCCCCUUACUUUUCUUCCCCUUCCUCCCCAACUACCCACUACCUUUGCCUCAUAAAGUGUAUAAAUGCAUAUUUUCCAAGAAUUUUGGGGAAAUUUUUACAUUUUUCUAAAGGAAAAGCAAAAUUUUGUUGGCACUUAAUCCACUUUAUUUUUUAGGGGGCCAAAAAUAAUAUUUUGUCAUCAGUGGGAGCAGGGAGGGAUAUUAAUAUAUGAAUAUUUUAUUGGAAUUUGUGUUGGCCCUCUUACUAUUUUUUAAGGGGACAAAUAACAAUUAAAGUAUGUCCUCAAUGGGCGGGGAGAGGGGGUUGGGGGAUGGGGGAUGGAGGGGUUAUUAACUGCAAUGGACUUUGGUUUGAAAAUUCCUUUCACGUAAUUUUGUAUUUGUUACUCCACUCUUAAGAUUCUUAUUGGGACAAGGUAAGGGUAGGCAUUUUUCUCUUUUCUAAUCCAGUACAAAUCCACAAUUUUAUUGGAUUCCAUUUUCUUAUUUCUUGUCUUUUGGUGAAAGCUUUAAGGGGCUGUGUCAAGAUGAUGUUGCUGUUUUAGGUAAAUUUUGUGCCAAAAUCAUUACCUCAAAAGGCCCUUAUAUAAGACCCAUAAAAAAUGCUCUUGUAGAGUUAUGAAGACGAUGUCAAACACAUGUCCUCAGGGUGCACCAACCAAGAUAAUCUUUUGGGGAUUUUUACAGCAUUAAAACUUGGAAAAGUUGGCCAACUUUUCAUCCUCGCCAUCCUUUGAAACAGACCACAGGAAACAGUUUCAAUUCCUAAAUAUUGUCUUAAGUGACAAAACUAGUUUUGGCUUUUUCAUCUGAAAACCUAAAAAUCGCCUCUUGCCGAUUUUUAUCAUCGGAUUUGGCAUAAUAGCCAGAUUUGGUAAGGUUGUUUUUCGCUGAAAAGUUGUUUUUCUAAAAAAAACCUGGAAGUUUGCUUAACCCAUUCUUCUCCGGGAGUCACUGUACAUGUCUGGCUAUAAGGAGCUUUAAAAACUUACCCAAAAGCUGUUUACAGGUCAUACACUUUGCGGCCUUCUGAUCCAGAUGCAAAAUAAUCUUCACAAAAUAAUCAGCUUACGAAGUUCGGGCAUGCGCAGAAAGCAAAAUACCGAGAUUUUUCGAGUUUGGGGCAUUCUCGACCCCAGUGCUUAAAGUGACACAGCAGUCUUGACUUUUUCUUGUCGCUUUUUCUCCUCCCCUAUUCUUUCGCUGCUCUUAUCUCAUUUUUUUCUUUAGCUGGGCAUUUAGUAAGCUUCACUUUGGUGGGAAACGUUUUUGAGAAAAGCUUUUUAACAGGAUCUUAGGAUUAGAGAAAGGUAGGUGGGUAGUGAAACAAGAUUUUCAAGGAAAUUUUCGGGUCAAUGUUACAUGUUUUUUUGCCUUUUUCUUCGUUCUUCUGGACUGAAUCGUGCUCAUUCUGGUAUGGAUGAAAAGAUCUCUUCACCCUUCUCAAGUCAGCGGACAAAGGUAUCCUUGACCGUUCAAACUGAUGACGUCACAAGUGGUAGAAGGGGAGUGGAUCCGCACGGGCGGUUAUGGGCGGUUUAAGGGCGAAUGGGUUUAAAAGAUAGCAAAAAGCAUAACAUAGCUCCUUUGAUUAUUUUCCUGUCAAUUCUACAAGUGAUGUAUCUAUGAAUAUUUCAUCCUUUUGUUGUAGAUGUUGGGAUCUCUCAAUGUGCACAUAUGGCAGGCCUGGUGUGGUAGCACUAUUCACGACCUCCGAAGAAACAAGUUCUUUCCCUUGUACCCAGAUGUUCAGCUUACUGUUAAAAAGUUUUUUGUUCGUCACUGGGAAAAGGACUACGGACAGCGAAUAUUUGGCUACAUUCAUCCUCCUCAGUCCGGUAAUUUUGAUAGGUCAAUAAGCUUAACGUUGCGUUAUUUUUAUCUCCUGAAAUUUCACACCGACGUUAUUUGCGCGAAGAUUUUUCACCCCAGCAACAAACUACACAGUACGAAAAAACUAAGUUUAUGACUAAGAACAAUAAUUAAGAAAAUCUUACCUGUACUCGAUUCGAUCUGCCUUUUUAUCCAAACUUUCAUUCAGGUCCACAACUGCUUUUUUUAAUUUCCCUGACCCUCUUUUUUUCUUUGAUGUAAGUUGCUCUGCGACGAUCUGCGAAUACGACACCGAGUAACAUUUUUGCACCUUUUUCGGGCAUACCCAUGGACGGGUUCGAAAGGAUCCGGAACCCCACCCCCUCCCUAAGGUAACCUGCGAGCAAGCUCUCCUGAGGGUACUAUUAAGUAUUUAAAGGAACUCUCCCGAGUGAUAAAUUUAAGUCGAUUUUAACCCCCUCCCCUCACACCCCAUUACAAAGGUGUUGGGUUUACUCCUGAAAACCUCUCCAGACCCCUAAAUUGGACGUUUGAAAAUGUGAAAGUCUUAUUUUUUUUACCUAACUAUGUAAACAGAAUACGAGCCUGUAUUUGAGCUGCAGACAGCCUUUUGACAGCGACAUUGCAUUCUAGUGGCAGUAGUUCAAUUUUUCCUUGUGAUCAUUUUGUAGGCAAUUACAGCUUUGCUAUUUCUUCAGACGAUAGUUCAGAACUUUGGCUGAGCUCGGACGAGAAUCCCUCCAACGUCAAACUCAUAGCUUGGGUUGGGGACCGUACUCUUCUCCAUGGAAUUUUUCAAACUAAAAUAGCACAGUUCACAAAGUACAAGUCUCAAAUGUCCCGUCCUGUGUUUCUUCAAAAGGGCCAGAAAUAUUUUAUCGAAGUAUUACACAAACAGGGAAGUCUUCAAGAUCAUGUGCUUGUUGGCUGGAAAAUUCCCGGUAAGAGCCAUUUUAGGCAUCUUUCUGGAAAGUCGAUAUCAUUGUUUAUUGACGAUGAAAGAGCUUCUAAAGACGUUACGUUUUAUGCACAAUUUAUACCGCAAGAUCUUCCCAGUCAUUCACAUUACAGAACUUCAAGGCUUGAUCCUAAUGUUUUCCAAUUUGGAUCUGACGAUUUGCGAGACAAGGCUCACACUGCGGAAUUCGUGGAUGAGCGUGACAUAGAAAAGUUAUUUCCGAGUUGUCCCUAUAAACCUAGCUAUCAAGUGGACUUCAAAUUGAAGCGUUACGAAGGCGUAUAUCUUAUACAUGAUACUGCCAUUUAUCCCGAUGAUCAUACCGACCUUACGCACAUGAAGCAGUACGACAACUGCGCAUCAUCAAGAUUAACGGAUUCCCAUGGCAACAGACUCCCUUCACUGGACGUAAAAGAGCGAGAUCAAAAUCUGUACGAAAAUGGCAGUAUAAUGGUGUUUCGGACUGAAAAUGGCUUGGUACCCCUUUCUUUCGCUAAAAGUGCGGCCGAAAUACAGCAAGCCGAAGAAGAAUUAAGUGAAAUGCAAAUGGACAUAAGAGACAUAAAGAGACGGAGUCAAGAGGUCGGAGAUGCGCCAGCUCGGCCCGUUAAAACGGUGGUACAUUCUAAUACCGCAUCGGAUUCUGUAUUAGAAAAAGACGUUGAGAACGUUUUUGAGAUGAAGAAAAAAGCGAAAAGGAAAACUAUGGAGAAAAGAAGCGCGUCGCUGCGCAAUCAGAACAGUAGCUAUAAUUUCAACAGAGAUAAUAAAAUAACUAAGGAAAAAUUUCAAGGUUCACAGGUUAGAUUAAAGGAAGACAACGCACGUGGCGGUAGCAGACAUACACGUGAUAGAUCACGUGACAAAGAUUCCCCCGAUUCUGUAAGAGACCCUUCAAAUGGAGUUAUUGUGACUUCACAAGUUGGAACUCGACGAAAGCUGCUAAGUUACGAUACAGAAAGAGACGCCUCCUCAGUGAACAAACAGAACGAUAAGUCAACUGUGCAAAGCAAUUAUUACCUUGGUGAUUAUCAUUCGUACAAUUCACGUGCUCAGAGAUCUCGAGUAAGUAAUACGACUUACGUGAAAUUUCGACAGCGAACAGGGGGUGUACAAUAUUACCCGGUUGACAAGGAAGACGAUCAGUUUACACGGAUAAACGCGGCGAGAGAGUUUAUACGCAGGAUGGCCGAGGCAGUGCAACUGUAUAACCAGCACAUUAACUCGAAUACCCUCGCAGAGGCAGUGUACAGGAAAUUUGGACUUAAGAUGAAGAUACCUAACUUAUAUAGAGUCCCUGAUUAUAACGCUUGGAUUUUCCAUCAAAACAGUACAAAAUGCGCAAGCGAUGGAAAUCUCUUGUUGAAUAAUGACGUAAGUAUGUUUGGCUUAGUUAUGAAUUAGGAAAGUGAGGGUCAUUAUACAUUUUUUUUGUUCCUUAUGUAGUUUGGUGUUCCGUCAAACUGCUUUAAGUGACUGCUACUGGGACGAGUGUAGGCCACAUUUCCCACACCUCUUUACCAAAACCAUCCCAUAGCUUUCCCAUAGUGUAAUUCGAGACAAAACCGUCCCAGUCUCUCACGCAACUCAAACAGCUAAACCCAAGUUUGGUUCAGCUGGGUAGGAUUGCUGCUUUGGGGGAACUCCAAAGGGGUCGAAAUAAACGACGGCACGACCCCGCUGUCGUCUCGCAUGCUCAGUGGCCACACUUUUAAGAUUACAUCGAUUUUUCGCUGUGUGUCCCCCGUCCCACCUUGGCCUCGAUUAGUUUUCUACUUGCGGGUGGACAAAUUAUUGUACUUAUUACCUGGGUGCUUGAGUAAAGUUUUGUCGUUGUUGUUGUUAUUCCUCGAAAAUCAAGUUCACUUUGUACGAUGUACAUCAGGCGGCCUCGUUCCCAGGAUCCUUCUCCUCCAUAGCGAGAGAGACGGGUUUGAGAGGUCCCUGGGAACCAGGUUGGUACAUUAGGAAGGCACUUCUUAAAAUCGUUUGUUCCGAGACCUUGGUUUGUCCGUUGUCGGAGUGAAAGAGUUAAGGAAGAGUGGCCUAUUCUAAUUUUUUGCCGCUGAAAACUCUGAUUAAGGUUGCUAUCGAGCUGAUAUUAUUUUUUGUAUUAUGCAGGUUGCUGUCAGUGUUGUCAAUAAAUACGUACGCGCCUUGAGAAAAGCUACCGACAGGUACAAAAUCUAUCUUGAUUAAUGAAGCCCUUUCCUUAAAGGGGCUAUGUCACUAUCAUUUUACAUUGUGUAAAAGCUAAAACUUUUUUCGCUUCUGAAUCCAUAAUAGGUCCUGUGAAAAAUUCUUUCUUAAAUUGUAGUCGAUAUUCCGAUCUAUACAAAAGAAGAGUUUAUCGGAGCAAUUAAUAUAUGAUAUUGGUUUCCCGUUAAUUAAAUUAAAUGGAAAAAACAACAUCUCUUAAAAAUCUCCUAUCAGAUAAUGAUUCAAUAUUCAACUUAGAUAAUCGUGUUUCAUUUGCGUCAUCACAUUUUAAUAUUCACAUUGUUGCCCUGCUCUGAACAGCCUCUAAUUUAUCAUUGUUACGCUUUGUGUGAGGAUUCCACAAAAUGUUGUUAUUUAAGACUAUAUUUUAGUCUUGAAACUGUUUCCUGUCGUCUGUUACUACGGAUGGCAAGGAUGCAUGGACAUGGAUUGGAAAUUGAAAAAACUGGGCACAUUUUUUGCUCCGUUGCCGUGCGUCUGUUCAGCAAAAAGUGGUACACGGACCACAGGCGGAUGUGUCACUGAUGUGUGUCUCUUCCACCAACUAAGUGGAACAUAAAAAUAACUGCUCAAAACAUGUAAAAAAAAAGGUAUAAAAAACACAGUAUACUCAAAAGGAAGGCACGGAUGGGAAAAUUUGAAGACGAUUUUAAGGGAUUGUAAUUGUGGUUUUUGAAAACUUGUUAGGGCAACACCUUUUGUAACGUUUGAUAAAAUGUUUGGGAGACAUAGUUGUCUGACAGAAAGCUCUGAUUUUGUCAUCUACGAGUAAUUACUGAAGGAAGGACGCGUAAUUUGCAUUAAACAUAAGAUGAACUAGACAGCCAUGUCACAGCCCUUCCAAGGAAGAGAGAGAACCCUGGGAACGAGGUUAAGCCCCUUCACAUCUCGCAUAAUGCACCCUAUUUGCCCCCUUCCCCACCACCCAAAAAAAUUUGCAUAAGCAUUGUUUUCAAUUUCUCUUGGGACGGCUGUAAUACCCAGGAGAAAUGAACUAGUGGUCUAUAAUCAAUGCUGCGUUCUGAUUGGUUGAGCUACUACUAGGCUAUAUCUUAUAGCUCACUAGUAGCGAAAAGCGCCGGCCUUGAAAACCAACACAAUGGCUUUAAGUCUAGCUUUAAAAUAGCGAAAGUUGUUUUGUCUCGAAAUUUUUGACCAACUAGUUGGAUUUUGCUAAAAUAAUUAUUCCUCUCGCCCUCAUGGGCUAUUGACUCAGAGCCCAUUCAGGCUCGAGGAAUAAUUGUUAAAUAUUUUGUUUGGUUUUCUCCAUUUGUGCUCAAGUCUCUUCUGGGAAUUGCGGGACAAUGGAGUCGUGAAAAAUUUGCAAUUUUGUCCCGGCCAACGUUUCGUUGUUUAUGUUUCAGCAAAUACUCCUUAAAAGAAAUUAUUGAUGUGGAAGAAAAUCAUGAUGUUAUACAAGGUGACAGAUAUCUUAUUGACGUGGUAAGUGAAUAUUGAGAAGUUUAUUUCAGAAAACCUCUUUACCUUGUGUUGUGUGGUUUGUUAGUACUUACAGUACGAUAUCCUUGUUUUUUUAAAGGAACUGAAUAUGGAGGGGAAAAGUAAGUAUCGUCAAUCAUUAGUUUAUAAUAUUAAUAGCUUCGUCUUGCCUUUUAUAUGAUACGGAAAAAAAGGAUAAUAAAAAUGUGCAAAAGCAAAAAAUAAUAAAUAUGGAUACAGCAGGGAUGCAACAAAAUCGGCAAGCCAAUUACAGUGGCCCCGUUGCUUAAAAAACAUGUAAAAGACAGUAAAAGUGCAUAAAUCAAUUGGCCAUUUCCGAGUUCCCCCUGGCCUCUGUAUCAAAACGAGGUUAAGUGCUCAGCCUUUGAUAUGGAAAUGAUUGUUUAUUCCCAUGCAAAUAAAACUCAUUUUCACAAGAAAGGCUGUGCACUUGGCGUCAUUUCGAAAGUGGGGGUUCUUGGAACUCGGAAGUGGCCUCUUAAAAACAACAAUGGAGACGGACAGACACAGAACGUGAAACGUAACAUGACGGAUAGACGGUGUUCCAGGAUCGUGGGUCCUCUGGGUGGUAGCUAUGUUCUAAGGCGCGUCCACAUAAUAUUUAUACAGGAUGGAUUUGAAUUGAGUGCUCUGAAGGUUGCAUGAAAGUUAAAGGUUUUGUUGUUAGCAGUUUUGUUUUAUCAGCAGCGUGGCGCGUUUUAACGCUCGGCGUUUUUCUUCCCGCAGAUUCUUCGGUACGUCUGACACAGUUCGUGUACCAGAAGCUGGGCACUACAGAAUUCUGUUUACCCGAGGGAUUUACCUUAGAUCAACACGCCACGGUGCAUAUUAUUAUACCGGGUUAGUACCUUCACCCAUAAGAGUAUUGGGAAAAGUACGCACAACAAUAACAGCUACCCGCGAAAAGUUUCUUUAAGGUGGAUGUCCACUGUCGCCUUAUUUUUACGCAACCUUUCAAACAUUAGAGUCACAGACUCGUUUAAGGCAAACGGCAAACGCGAAUUUGUACCACGAGACCAAUUUUUCCCUUUACUUGUCGUUACUGUUCAUUACUUCUACGCAAAUUUUAGUCUCACGCCAGUUUUGUCAAUAAAGAUUGUUUUAGACAAUAAUUAUCUGCCGACUGCUCAUUUUCUAUUUUGCGAAAAUUUCAACUUGAAUCUGACGUUUGCAAGCGCAAGUUUCAGAAGGCAUUAGAGACCUUAACGUCGACGUCUGUCCACCUUUCCGCAAACGGCAAACCUGGCGCGUUUUUCUGUUAGCGGUUAGCGGUUUCACGUCUGCUCAUAUUUGGGACUUGAGAUUCGAGGGUGGUAGCCUGGGGCUGCCAUGUUUGUUUUCAUUCAUUCGCUUCACUUCACGUCCACAGUUCAAAAUUAUGUUUCUAUGAAAAAGAAUUCGAUAAUUAAUAAGCGAAAUAGUUCUAAAAGGCAGUAUUUCCUUUCAAAAGUGAAAUUGUGAUGUUUUAGGCGCAAAAACCGUACGAAUAAACAAUUACAUCUAGACAGUGACCUAGCCGUGCAAUCGUGAACCUCAAACCGCAAACCUGACGGCAAGGUACUAGUCACGUGACUUCUUGACGUUCGCGGUUCGCGGGAAAUGCCGGAAGGUCUCUAUUAUCGCCUUAGCUACAAAAAAUCAACGAGUAACGAGUUGGUGAUCCUUUCUUCUUAGCCACUGUUUGAAUCGGCGCUGUUUUUAUUUAUUGCAGUUAAGAACCAAGGGAAGUGGGUACAGCAUUUCAUUAACAACAUGGUGGAGGUAACAGCUCAUACAGCUGCCUAUCUAUGAAGUAUAAUAAAGUCAACUGCGCACUAUGUCAAAUAUCUAAGGCCCUUUGUCUUCUGCAGUGAUGCCAACUCUCCCGCUUUUGGCGGGAGACUUACGCUUUUUUGCCUCGUCUCCCGCUCUCCCGCUUUGGUACAUAAAUCUCCCGCUUUUUACGUCCACUAUAAAUAUUGAAUACCUAGUAAAACAUAAAUAAAACAGACUUAGUUUGAGAUUUAGCCCAUUUUCAGCUCAAAACAAGACAGUCUCCCGAUUUUAGGUCUCCAGAGGUUGGCAUCUCUGCUUCUGUGUCUGUAGUGGAGAAUCCGUUAGGUUUACAUGGGUUUUGUCCGUGUGCAUAAUGGCACCGGUAGACUACAGCCACAUUUGCCAAUUUGACCUUUCCCUCAUUAUUUUAUUCAAAGGAGAAAAAUUAUACGGACUUUCUGUGAGACAUAUUCUUUGCUCUAAGAAAAUAAAUUUGUAUCCUUUGAUCUCCCUAGAUAAGUCGGGAAGAGGAAGGAACAAGUCGCUUACUCUUUUCCGACUUAUCUAGGGAAGAUCGAAGCGACUCUGCUAACAGGGUAGUUUAUUCUGCAAAGUUACUCAAUAAAACCCAGUCUAUCUAUCUACCUAUCUUUCUAUCUAUCUAUCUAUCUAUCUAUCUAUCUAUCUAUCUAUCUAUCUAUCUAUCUAUCUAUCUAUCUAUCUAUCUAUCUGUCUGUCUAUCUGUCUGUCUGUCUGUCUGUCUGUCUGCCUGUCUAUCUAUCUAACUAUCUAUCUAUCUAUCUAUCUACUCUCUCAAGUUUUUUAUCUUGGUUUUGUCACAUUUCAGCUGUACUCUGAGACGAAGGACCCUCAUGUCAAUAUUAUCCUGGUGGACUUCAGCAGCACUGAUAUUGAUGUGGUUGCGGCGUUAGAGCGUAGCGGGUUAAAAAGGUCUGUGUUUUUAUUUUUCUUCAAUCAUGUAAUCACAACUUUUAGAGAGAUUUUCUACUUAACUACUUGUGUCACAAAAUAAGGAAAAAGGCUGUUAGACAGCGCUAUCUAAUCUUUUUCGCGGCGCAACCAUCACGUUGGUUCCAAACGUGCUGUUCUAUCAAAGCAAUACAUGUAAACUAAGCUAACCAUUAACUAACCAUUUUUUUAUUUAGGUACAAAGUAAGAAAACUUAAAGGAGCGUUCCAAAGAGCUUUCGGUAUUCAAGUUGGUGCAGCCUUAGUAAAGGUUUGUACAAUAAUUCGCCCUUCAUAAAUGUCUAUUCACGGUGUUCUUUCCCUUGUGGAAGAAACAUUGAUUUCAUUAAUUGCUGGCGUUCGCGCGCGUUAUGCAGCAUAAGUAGUGACCUUAAGAUACACCGUUUCUGUCUACGGGUACGGUUAGGCGAUCUUGUUGGCCGCGUAGUUAAAUAAAAGGCGACCGUUAUUUCCCAGCUGAGAUGAUGGCGUUAGCGUUCUAACCGGUAGCCUACCCGUUUAUCCGGGGUAAGAGACAAUCUAUUUACGGCUAUGCGUACGGGUUAUUUACCCGUACUCUUACACUGAAACGGUGUAUCUUAAGGUCUCUAAUGUUACCAAAGGUGAGUUGGCCGUUGUGCUUACUCGUGACUUUUUUUCUACCUUUUCAGAAUCCUCGUGACAUUAUAUUCAUGUGCGAUCUUCAUCUGCAAAUUCCAAACAAUAUCGUUGGCAUAAUUAGAAAGGUGAGAAGCAGCUGUUAAGGUAACUUAGAAGCUUGAAAAAAACCUGCAAUUUUAGUAUUCGACUUCCUUCGUCUACUGUAGAUUUAUUGAUUUCAUUGUUAUACUUUUUUUUUUUAAUAUGCCGGCUAUCGCUCCAUAUUUACUCGAAUAAGCGCCGCGGUUCGUAUUAAUUUCACCGCUCAAAUGUAGCGCUUAUUCGAGGGUGGCGUUAAUUUGAAAGUUGGACGCGACAAAGAAUUGUCUUAGCUACAGUUUUAUUAUUUUCCUCAUUAAACUAACAGAGUUUUAAAACGUCUUUUGUUGAUUUUAUCAUAUCGGGGCGUUUUCGAGGACGGCGCUAAUUAAUUUUUUUUGUCCCAAACGCGGCGAUUUUACUAAAAUUCUCUUGAAGAGGGCAGCGCUUAUUCGAGAAAAUAAUAUACAUUGCACUAAAACUCAAGUGAAACAACCCAAGGCUUUGGGGUUUAGACUUGCUGCAUGUCGACCUUUCAUAAGUUCCGAUCCAGAACGAGCUCUUGACAUUGUUACAUUGAAUACAGGUUUUCAUCAACUGGGCUUUUGUGUGUUUUUUUUUGUUUUUGGUUUUCAGCAUUGUGUUCUCGGUAAGAUGGCAUUUGCUCCAAUUGUGGCCCGACUUCAUUGUGGCUUCUCACCAUCACUACCUUAUGGUAAAUACUUUCUUUUCUUUUCUAACAACCCCAGCCUGUCUUACUCUGUCGUCAUUUUUAGGAUCCCUACAAGGCAAAGAUCGCGUAUACCCUUUGUACCAGAGGUUUUUUUCUCGCGUAUAAGGGAAUGCUUCGGUGUUGUCGGCAGGCCGACAGAUCUUCGGCCGCAGGCUCAAGCAACAAGCGUUAAAGUCGUGCGGGUCACUAUAGAGACUUCACUGGAACCCUUAAACCGCGCAUGAAAAGUCUCUUACAACUUAGUAACGCCAAACUUUAUUGCCAUGAUUACCCACUGAACUACCGACAUCCCUAGUACUAAGAUCUUUCUAGCGAAAGCAGUUCACGUGAAGCAUUGGAGGAUCUUCCUCUUGCUAGGAGCUUCCUACCUGUCAGCUAGGAAGUUCCUAGCGCGAGGUCAGCGAGGAACAUGUACAACCCUUUGCAUGUAAACUGAAUAUAGAAAACAUAUGGCGCUAAGAUGAUCUACGUCCUAGGAUCUUCCUCCCUCCAUGUAAAAAGCCCCUAAAAUAAACUAUGUGAUCAACAACUGAAACAAACACAUUAUGUUGUAUCUUUGUCAGCUAUGCCAGCUUAUACUUGAUUUGCUUUGUCAGGUUUUUGGGAGCUUCAGGGUUAUGGUCUGUUUGCAAUGUAUAAAGCAGACUUUACUCGUGUGGGUGGAAUGAACUUCAAGGAAUUUCGUACCACAUGGGGAGGAGAAGACUGGGAACUACUUGAUAGGUAGGUCUGGCAUGCGCAGGCGCAACACUUGAAUUCUCCAUUUACACACCUCCCAUAAUGCACCUUUUUUGCCCCCGCCCCUCCCCCCCCGAAAACGUUGUGCAUAAGCAGUGUCUUCAGUUUCUCUUGGACCACUGUAAUGCCCAGGAGAAUUAAAAACAAAGGUUAUGGAAAAUUCUGGAUGGCAAACAAGGCGUAUUAUGGGAGAUGUGCAAAUGGUGAAUUUCCAGAUUUCUGUGGACGAACAAAGCGUCCACUAGUGAUCUGGGAACGAGAUUAACCCCAGAAAAAAAGGGUAGGGACAGUCACGCUUUCUUGUAAUGCUUUUGUUAUUGGUUGAAAGGAACUGAAUAUUUUGUUUUGAUUAGGUAGCUAGCAAAAGGUGCAAGCGCCCCUUGCCUUGGGAGACUCGCUCUGGGUUUUGAUUUGCCUAGUCCCUGUGCAAGAAAUCCGCCAAGAUAAACACAGCUCGUAGUUGACGUGAUGCCUACUGUUUGGCACAUUUCACUUUCUCUUGAUUGGUUGACCCGCUUUGGGUUCUUAUUAACCCACAGAAUAACCUCAGGAACUGUUAGGGGAAAUUCUUUCGUUCCAUGUAUCCAUGUAAAUUUCCCCGAGGCAAUUUCAUUUGGGGAAAAUCGGUAACACAUAAUGCCGAGGAGUUGCUUCCCCCUGAGCAAGAGCAGUUGUUGCACGGUUAGAAGAACCAACCAGCUAUUCAUCGCUUAACACGAGUUGCUUGUUUUCUCCGCUUGGUUGCUGGGGUAUAAUUUUCCCGCAUUUCUUAAAGUCGGGUGCUUUCUCGAGCUUGGGACUAAUUAAAUACAAGUUUCCCGCCCUUUUCUAACACAUGCUUUAGGUCACGUGCCCGCCACCCUUUGCAUGUUUUUGCUUUUGUUAACGAAUAUUCUGUGGACAUCUGGCUUCUGCUAACUGUAAGGUGUUUUGAAAUCUAUGAACAGAGUUUUGCUCUCGAAAAUGGAGGUGGAGAGGUUGCGCGUUGCCAAGUUUUAUCAUUAUUUUCACUCGAAGAAGGGAAUGUGGGGAACAAGAAACAUGUUUAACGCACGCAGUGUGUGGCAACGUUUUGAUGAAGACACUGAAAUUAUAACUCUUUACAACGAGACGAGAGAGAAAGAAGAGGCAAAACGAAUCCCCCGCUUUUAUUGAAGUGACCUCUACAAUGUAGGUUCAAGCCAAGGCUUGGAAAAUAAAUAGCAAAUGAAAUGUUGCUGUUACUUUUAGGAGAUAUAAAAUUGAAAUUUUAAUUUCAACGUAAACUUUUUAUAUCUGGACGGUGAAAUGCUGAUGCAGGAAAAUUUUUUCAUCGGUAUCUAUGAAGACAUUUACAAUGGGACAUGAUAAACUUUAUAAGAGUGUAUGAAUUUAAAAAAAGGUGUUGAAAACCGCAGUUUUUGAAAGCCUAAAUUUGAAAUAUUUUCGUGGCUAACAUGCUCACUGCCCCGGCGGGGGAGGUAUUGACCGGGAUGCUCCUUGGAAAAUUAAAAUUAAACCCCCAAGGGAGACCAAUGUGGUUAUAGCUCAAGCUUUAACUGACCCCUAAAGGUCCAUUUCUUAAUUGCCAAAUUACACUCCACUCAGCUCAAUUACCAUUAUUUAAGGUCUGUGAACAGGCUAGUUGCCAACUAACGCGCGAAAAUCUCAGAUCAUUGGCUUGAUAGAUGAUGAUAGACGAUAUUCCUGUGUUAUUAAACUAACGAUUGAGAAGUCUGAGAUG
Messenger RNA from Porites lobata, 17414 nucleotides. Lineage: Eukaryota; Metazoa; Cnidaria; Anthozoa; Scleractinia; Poritidae. The record is from the annotation of a GenBank genome assembly.